GUGGUUGUUCAUUUGAUGAGCACUACAGUAAUUGUGGUUAUAGUGUGGCCUUGGGAACCAAUGGAUUUACCUGGGAGCAGAUCAAUACCUGGGAAAAGCCAACAAUGGAUCCUGCUGUCCCAACUGGCUCCUUCAUGAUGGUGAACAGCUCUGGGCGGGCGUCUGGGCAGAAGGCUCACCUGCUGUUGCCUACGCUGAAGGAAAAUGACACACAUUGCAUCGACUUCCACUAUUACUUAUCCAGCAGAGACCGGUCGAGUCCCGGCUCUCUCAACGUCUACGUGAAGGUGAACGGAGGACCACAGGGCAAUCCCAUAUGGAACGUCUCGGGGGUUGUUACAGAAGGAUGGGUGAAAGCAGAACUUGCCAUCAGUACAUUCUGGCCACAUUUUUAUCAGGUGAUAUUUGAAUCUGUCUCUUUGAAAGGACAUCCAGGGUACAUAGCUGUGGAUGAAGUCAGAGUUCUCGCCCAUCCGUGCAGAAAAGCACCUCACUUCCUACGACUUCAGAAUGUGGAGGUUAAUGUGGGACAGAACGCGACAUUCCAGUGCAUCGCUGGGGGGAAGUGGUCGCAGCAUGACAAACUCUGGCUUCAGCAGUGGAAUGGAAGGGACACGGCAUUAAUGGUCACUCGAGUGGUCAACCAUAGACGUUUUUCUGCUACUGUCAGUGUAGCUGACACCUCUCAACGCAGUAUCAGCAAGUACCGAUGCGUCAUUCGUUCAGAUGGUGGAUCUGGAGUUUCGAAUUACGCAGAAUUAAUAGUGAAAGAACCCCCAACUCCUAUCGCCCCUCCGGAGCUGCUGGCUGUCGGAGCCACGUACCUGUGGAUCAAACCCAACGCCAACUCCAUCAUUGGAGAUGGGCCCAUCAUCUUGAAAGAGGUGGAAUAUCGGACGACCACUGGGAAUUGGGCAGAAACGCACAUUGUAGACUCUCCUAAUUAUAAACUGUGGCAUUUGGAUCCUGAUGUGGAGUACGAGAUCAGAGUGCUGCUCACUCGCCCUGGAGAAGGAGGCACAGGCCCGCCUGGACCGCCACUCACAACAAGAACGAAAUGUGCAGAUCCUGUCCAUGGGCCACAGAACGUAGAAGUUGUUGAUAUUCGUUCGCGGCAGCUGACGUUGCAGUGGGAGCCUUUUGGUUAUGCGGUGACCCGCUGCCACAGCUACAAUCUCACGGUCCAGUACCAGUAUGUGUUUAACCAGCAAAAAUUUGAGGCAGAGGAACUCAUCCAAACUUCUUCCCACUACACCUUGCGAGGUCUCCGGCCCUUCAUGACCAUCAGGCUGAGGUUAGCCCUCUCUAACCCAGAGGGCAAAAUGGAGAGUGAGGAGUUGGUUGUGCAGACUGAGGAGGAUGUUCCUGGACCCGUUCCCUUGGAAUCCAUCCAGGGAGGACCUUUUGAAGAGAAGAUCUAUGUUCAGUGGAAGCCUCCAAAUGAGACAAAUGGCAUCAUUACACUCUAUGAGAUUACGUACAAGGCCGUUGGGUCUCUGGAUCCCAGUGCUGACCUGUCCAGCCAACGAGGGAAAGUCUUCAAGCUGAGGAACGAAACACAUCACCUCUUUGUAGGGUUAUACCCGGGGACUACGUAUUCGUUCACCAUCAAAGCCAGCACAGUGAAGGGCUUUGGGCCACCCAUCACAACGCGGAUCGCAACAAAGAUCUCAGCACCGUCGAUGCCGGAAUACGACACGGACUCCCCCCUGAACGAGACUGACACCACCAUCACUGUUAUGCUGAAGCCCGCGCAGUCCCGGGGAGCACCUGUCAGUGUCUAUCAACUUGUUGUCAAGGAGGAGAAGCUGCAGAAAGCACGGAGAGCUGCAGACAUCAUUGAAUGCUUCUCUGUCCCGGUGAGCUACAAGAACGCUUCCAGUCUUGACUCCCCGCACUACUUUGCAGCCGAGCUGAAACCCAUCAACCUGCCCGUCACACAGCCUUUCACCGUGGGUGACAACAAAACCUACAACGGCUACUGGAAUGCUCCGCUUUCUCCCCUGAAAAGCUACAGCAUAUACUUCCAGGCGCUUAGCAAGGCAAAUGGAGAAACAAAAAUCAACUGUGUCCGGCUGGCAACAAAAGGAGCUUCCACCCAGAAUUCCAAUGCAGUGGAACCAGAAAAACAAGUUGACAGCACGGUGAAAAUGGCCGGAGUUAUAGCUGGUCUGCUGAUGUUUGUUAUUAUCCUCUUGGGAGCAAUGCUCACCAUCAAGAGAAGAAGAAAUGCGUAUUCCUACUCCUAUUACUUGAAGCUAGCCAAGAAGCAGAAGGAGACUCAGACCAGCACGCAGAGGGAGAUGGGUCCCGUGGCUACUUCCGACAAGACCUCUACCAAACUCAGUGCUGUUCACAACGAAGAAGCUUUUUCUUCCAGCUGCCAAGAUGUUAAUGGAUUCACAUCACCCUCUCCUUGUUCAUUUUCUGUCCAAAGCAAAACCCUUCAGAGCAAAUCUUUGUUGAAUUCCUACUACUCAGUAUCAUCAGACACUGUUCCAUCGACCACGCUGUUAGACAGUAGCCAUGGAGAGAUGGCCCAGCCAACCCUGACUAUCCAGACCCACCCGUACCGGAGCUGCGAGCCGGUGGAAAUGUCCUACCCCCGGGGGCAGUUCCAGCCAGCCAUCCGAGUGGCCGACCUGCUGCAGCACAUCACCCAGAUGAAGCGGGGACAGGGCUAUGGAUUUAAAGAGGAGUAUGAGGCGCUACCCGAGGGGCAGACGGCAUCCUGGGAUACAGCCAAGGAGGACGAAAACCGCAAUAAGAAUAGAUAUGGAAACAUAAUCUCCUAUGAUCAUUCAAGAGUGAGAUUGCAACUGCUGGAUGGGGACCCUCACUCUGACUACAUAAACGCCAAUUACAUCGACGGAUAUCACCGGCCUCGCCAUUGCAUUGCAACUCAAGGGCCGAUGCAGGAGACAGUGAAGGAUUUCUGGAGAAUGAUUUGGCAAGAAAACUCUGCAAGUGUUGUCAUGGUCACCAACUUGGUGGAAGUGGGCAGGGUAAAGUGUGUUCGAUACUGGCCAGAUGACACAGAGGUCUAUGGAGAUAUUAAAGUCACAUUAAUUGAGACAGAACCAUUGGCAGAGUAUGUCAUACGCACAUUUACUGUACAAAAGAAAGGCUACCAUGAGAUCCGAGAGAUUCGUCAGUUCCACUUCACCAGCUGGCCGGACCACGGCGUUCCUUGCUAUGCCACGGGCCUCCUGGGCUUCGUCCGUCAAGUGAAGUUUCUCAAUCCCCCAGAAGCAGGACCCAUUGUUGUGCACUGCAGUGCUGGGGCCGGGAGAACAGGGUGCUUUAUUGCCAUCGACAUCAUGCUUGACAUGGCAGAGAACGAAGGCGUGGUAGAUAUAUUUAACUGUGUGCGAGAGCUGCGAUCCCAAAGGGUCAAUCUGGUGCAGACGGAGGAGCAGUAUGUAUUUGUCCAUGAUGCCAUUUUGGAGGCAUGUCUCUGUGGCAACACGGCCAUUCCAGUUUGUGAGUUCAGAUCCAUAUAUUACAACAUCAGCAGACUAGAUCCACAGACCAAUUCCAGCCAGAUAAAAGAUGAGUUUCAGACUCUUAAUAUUGUGACACCGCGUGUUCGCCCAGAAGAUUGCAGCAUCGGUCUUUUGCCAAGGAACCAUGACAAGAACCGCUGCAUGGAUGUGUUGCCCUUGGACCGGAGCCUGCCUUUCCUCAUCUCCGUGGAUGGUGAAUCAAGUAACUACAUCAAUGCUGCACUCAUGGAUAGCCACAAGCAACCUGCUGCCUUUAUUGUAACCCAACACCCUUUGCCCAACACCAUCGCAGACUUCUGGAGGCUGGUGUUUGAUUAUAACUGCUCCUCGGUGGUGAUGCUGAAUGAGAUGGAUGCAGCACAACUCUGCAUGCAGUACUGGCCAGAGAAGACAUCUUGUUGUUAUGGCCCAAUUCAAGUAGAGUUUGUUUCAGCAGACAUCGAUGAAGAUAUCAUCAACCGGAUAUUCCGGAUCUGUAAUAUGGCCAGGCCUCAGGACGGGUAUCGCAUAGUUCAGCACCUGCAGUACAUUGGCUGGCCGGCCUACAGGGACACCCCUCCUUCCAAACGCUCCCUCCUGAAGGUGGUCAGAAGGUUGGAGAAGUGGCAGGAGCAGUACGAUGGGAGAGACGGACGCACUGUUGUCCACUGCCUGAACGGCGGGGGACGCAGCGGCACCUUCUGCGCCAUCUGCAGCGUGUGUGAAAUGAUUCAACAGCAAAACAUCAUUGACGUGUUCCACAUAGUGAAAACGUUACGGAAUAACAAAUCCAACAUGGUGGAGUCAUUGGAACAGUAUAAAUUUGUAUACGAGGUUGCACUGGAAUACUUGAGUUCCUUCUAGCCCAGCAGAGGGGAGGGCAGGCUCCGAAAUGGCAGACCCCAAUCCCUGGCAGACGCUUCUCCCCUCUCCCACACUGGAAGGCAGUGACAAGUGUGGGAAGGAAAACCUCUCCUUCCCGGAGCAAGAGACUGAGAUUGCACAGACCUCGCUGGAAGGAGGAGACGAUGCCUGUGUUUGCUGCUGCCUGCUUUUUAUCGGAACAUCUACCGCUUCUUAAAUAACCUACUGUAAAAAUAAGCAAAAUGGGAGGCAGGCUGAAAGACUGGACUUUCUAAUUCCCUCUGACUUCUUCUCUCCUCUUUUGGAUUGUAUUUUUGCUCCCCUUGCUGCAGAGUGGGGAAAGAAUGAAACCCUUAGGGAAAUUCUCUUUUAAAUGUCUCCUUUUUAAUUUAUAAUUUUGUUCUCAAAUCUUAGUCUUUAAUUUUUGAAUUUCAUGCAGCAGUCAUUUGGGAAAAAUGAGAUAGCCAUAGGGGAUAUAGGAAAUGUUACAUUACGAUUUGUCUAUCCUAUCUGUUUCCUUUUAUUUUAUUUUUUUUUUUCCAAAUGAAAAG
Charadrius vociferus (killdeer) is the source of this 4900-nucleotide messenger RNA. It is a transcript of the gene PTPRT, whose product is annotated as protein tyrosine phosphatase, receptor type, T. The transcript is spliced from 32 exons. Gene Ontology annotation, molecular function: protein binding; protein tyrosine phosphatase activity. The annotation marks the transcript as partial. Gene Ontology annotation, biological process: protein dephosphorylation. Gene Ontology annotation, cellular component: membrane. Lineage: Eukaryota; Metazoa; Chordata; Aves; Charadriiformes; Charadriidae. The record is from RefSeq and is a predicted model, not a curated record.